CAUUAUUUAUCAGGCUAGUAAACUUUUCAUAUAAAGUUGAAUAAAAUGUUGUAGAUUUUAACAAGUAGGAUGUAAUUAUUUUAAACUGCCUUUUGGUAUAAGAUUUAUAUUUAAUUAUUAAAAAACCAAAAUAUUUAAUAAACCGAAAAAUGGAUGCUUUAAAUGUGUUUAUUGUAAUUGCUCUUAUACAUUGUUCAUUAUUUUUUUUUGACACAGUUUUCAAGACCUGUUCACAUUUUCCAUAUAUAUAUUUUUUGAAAAAUACUGGAUUAGAAGUUCAUUUAAUGCGAAUAAAAUGGUUUACUACUAUAUUCAAUCGAAAAAUAAUCAAAUGGGGUAUGGAUCGGUCCAAAUUUUGGACAGCAUGGUUCAAUACUGGAGUCAUUAUAAGUAUUAUUAUUUUACCAAUUGUAAUGAUUGCAAUUUUAAGAGUAACAUUUAAUAUAUGGGCUGCUGGACCAUCUGCGGAUACUAAAAAUUCAGCUGUUUUAUUAGAACCAAUGUUGCCUGGAGUUGAUAUACCAUUCAAUGAACUUGGAUAUUAUACAAUAACGUUAGCAAUUUGCACUAUAGUACAUGAACUUGGUCAUGCAUUAGCUGCAGUCAGAGAAGAUGUACAGUUAUAUGGUGUAGGAAUGUUAUUAGCUUUUACUAUACCAGUAGCCUAUGUUAACAUAAAUAAUGAACAAUUUGAAUCAUUACCACUACGUAAUCGAUUGAGAAUUACGUGUGCUGGAGUCUGGCAUAAUAUAAUUCUUGCAGCUUUGGCUGCUGCAAUUCUUGUGCUUUCGACAUGGUUCUGGGCUCCUCUUUAUAAUCUCAAUAGUGGAGUUUAUAUUAAAAGUAUUACAUCUAAUUCACCUUUAAGAGGCCAAACAGGUCUUUUAGAAUAUGAUAUAAUAUAUAAGAUAAAUAACUGUCCUGUUAAACACAGCGAAGACUGGUAUCAGUGUUUAUUAAAUACUAUUCAUCGACCUGCUCCUGGAUAUUGUGUUAAACAAUCUUUUAUUCAGGAAUAUGAUGAAUCAGUACCACCUAUACAAAAGAAUAAUGGAGUAGUAAAUUGCUGUACUUUGGAUAGCGAGACAAUGGGAAGUUUAUGUUUUGAAUACAUCGAAGGGCCACAGGGUGCACCUCUUCAUUUACCACCACAUUCCUGUCUUCCAGCAAGAGCUAUGAUUAAUCAGUCUCAAAAUUAUUGCCAAGCAAGCCAUGAGUGUUCCUCUCAAGACACACAUUGUAUAAAACCUUCUUUAGAUAAUGUAACUAAGAUCGUACAAAUAAAACGUAAGAUAGGAAAAGAUGUAUUGUUUUUUGGACAUCCAGCUGACAUUUACAGAACAGUUGAUGUAUCAGAUUGGGUUCCUAAAUACAGUUUUUUAAAGCCUAGCAUUCCUGAAUCUCUAGUCCUACUUUGUAAAUAUAUCACAAUGUUUUCAGCUGGACUGGCUGUUAUUAAUAUAGUACCUUGUUUCUUGUUUGAUGGUCAGUAUAUUAUAAACAUACUUGUUCAUUAUAUAUCGAAUGUAAUACCUUAUAAUAGAAAUAUUAGAGAAGCAUUAACCCUUACAAUAACAAGUAUAGGUACCAUACUUCUUAGCAUAAAUAUAGUGUAUUUACUUAUUAAUAAAUAUUAUUAUAAUUUGUAACAAUUUAAUCUUUUUA
Molecule: messenger RNA, 1665 nt
Organism: Polistes canadensis
Lineage: Eukaryota; Metazoa; Arthropoda; Insecta; Hymenoptera; Vespidae
Gene: S2P
Product: membrane-bound transcription factor site-2 protease
Exons: 6
Coding region: 150-1649 (499 amino acids)
Biological process (GO): membrane protein intracellular domain proteolysis; regulation of response to endoplasmic reticulum stress
Cellular component (GO): cytoplasm; membrane
Molecular function (GO): protein binding; metalloendopeptidase activity
Source: RefSeq, a predicted model, not a curated record